CUUGCUUUCUGCGCCGGAGCAAGUCAUUGAGUACCAUACCGAGAAGGCAUUCUGCAUCUAGAUCUUGCCUCAAGACGUCCACGAAAUGUUUGGCAGCAAGGUUGAUCCUCUCUAUACUCUCUAUGUAGCUGCGCAAAGCAGUCUCGGUCCGAGUUGAAGAAGACUCUUGAGAGACACAUUCGGCCAGCAUCAGUGGUCUUCAACAUGAGGUCGUUACCAUCAACUUCUGGAGAUGGAUAAAUUGAAGAAGGAGUGCUCGUAUUCGUCGGAUCGUGAGCGGGAGCGUGCUGAGACCAUCGAACUGAGAGAGGGAACCGCGAUCAUGGAGGCUAAAAUUCGCCGAAAGGAAGAAAGUAUCAAGAUCUUCGAUGAACAGCUUGUGGGGUUGGGCUUAGAGCUUGUUGAGAUGUCUUCUGAAGACGAAACUCCAGAUGCGACUUCUCAAUCAGGGCGGAAUAAUAUCAAGACGGAUGCAGAGAGUCGGCAAAGGGAUGUCCUGUACAUGGGCUUUCUAAGAUGGUCGAAGAUCACUCAUAAAAUUUGA
Mollisia scopiformis is the source of this 544-nucleotide messenger RNA. RefSeq lists its product as uncharacterized. NCBI's taxonomy places the organism in Eukaryota, Fungi, Ascomycota, Leotiomycetes, Helotiales, Mollisiaceae. The coding region runs from base 233 to 544 and encodes 103 amino acids. The record is from RefSeq and is a predicted model, not a curated record. The transcript is spliced from 2 exons.